Aspergillus japonicus CBS 114.51 is the source of this 1671-nucleotide messenger RNA. RefSeq names its product putative cytochrome P450 pisatin demethylase. The coding region runs from base 1 to 1671 and encodes 556 amino acids. The transcript has 2 exons. Lineage: Eukaryota; Fungi; Ascomycota; Eurotiomycetes; Eurotiales; Aspergillaceae. The record is from RefSeq and is a predicted model, not a curated record. Gene Ontology annotation, molecular function: iron ion binding; monooxygenase activity; oxidoreductase activity, acting on paired donors, with incorporation or reduction of molecular oxygen.
AUGACUGCAGCCAUCCUGCUCGUCGUCCAGUUCCUGCUGGCCGAUCUCCUCGCCCAGCUGCUUUACCGUUGCUAUUUCCACCCGCUGGCGCGCUAUCCGGGUCCCUUCCUGGCUCGGUUUACGAAUAUCUGGCGCUUCGCAAGCUUCCUCCGCGGCCAGCACCACCUCACCGAAGAGAAACUGCACCAGCGCUACGGCCCGAUCGUCCGGGUCGCCCCGGACUGGCUCUCGUUCUCGCAACUGCCCGCCUUCGAGGCCAUCUACGGCUUCCACAAGGCGAUCGAGAAGGACGACUUCUACACCUUCGGGGCGCCGCGCCCCCAGACCGACGUCAGCGUCUUCGCCACGCAGUCGAACCCCGUCCACCGCCAGAAGCGCCGCAGGAUGCUGGCGCCGGCCCUGACGCGCACCAAGGUGCUGCGCUACGAGCCGGUGAUCGCCAGACAUGUGGCCGUGUUGGUUGCGCGGCUGGAGGCGGGAUUACGGGAACAGGAGGAGGGGCGGCAAGCAGAUUCCGGACAAAUGGAGGUGGAGGUGGAGGUGGAGGUGAACGUGGCGCCGCUCGUCCACCGCUUCACCCUGGACGUGAUGCUGGACAUCCUCUUCGGGCCGGCGGUGGGCCCGCACCCCUACACGGACAACGAGGUCGCCGGGGACCUCGGCGCCAGCAUCCGGUAUGUGAGCAGGAUGGUCUGGAGUUACUCGCUCUGGCCGGCGUUCGGGUGGCUGAUGAAUACCCGUCUGGCGGUGGCUUGUCUGCGGCGGCCCCGGUAUAAUGCGGCCGGCGCGAUGGUCGGGUUGAACGGGCUUAUGCACCGCGCCGCCGCGGCGAUUCUGGGGACUCCGGAGGUUUUUGUUCGGGCGGAGGGUUCGCAGCAGCAGCAGCAGCAGCAGCCGGGGAUUGUGGAAAGCUGGCUUAGGGUGGGGAUGGGGAUGGGUUCGUCGGCGGAUGGUGUUGCAGACAACCACCAAAAAAUGACGCCGGCGGAAGCUGUGUCCGAGGCCUUCAAUUUGGUGUUUGCUGGUCCCGGCAGCAUGGCUGCUGCCUUGACGGCGGUUCUUUACCAGUUGGGUCUUCCGGAGGGUCAGGUCUGGCAGGAGAAGCUGCGCGCUGGCGCGGGGAGUGAGGCGCUGGAGGGCUCGAUCUCGAUGGAGGGCUCUUCGCCGUCGCUGUCGCCGCCGCUUGAGCUACAGGCUGUCAUCAAAGAGACCCUGCGCUUUCGCGCCCCCUUUCCGACGGCGUUCCCGCGAGUGAUACGGUCGGGUGCCGAGAUGGCCAUCCCGGGCCUGUCCCAUCCCCUGCCGGCGGGCACGACGGUCUCGGCCAGCACGUAUGUUCUGGGUCGGUCGCGGGAGAUCUGGGGCGAGGAUGCCGACCAAUGGGUCCCGCAGCGCUGGUUGUUGGGGAGCGCCGACAACGACGACGACGACGACGAAGAAUCUCGUCGGCAGAUGGACCGCCGGUUCGUGGCGUUCAGCAGAGGGCCCCGGGGCUGCAGUGGGCGCGAUCUGGCGUCGCUUAUUCUUGCCAAGGCUGCGAGGGCGAUCGUGCAGCGGUGGAGAUUCUCUGCGUCUGCUGCGGCUGAACUGCGGGGCGCGAGCUUUCUGGAAAUGCAGUAUGACCUGUGCCAGCUCCGAUUCGUGCAGCGGUCGUCGUCGUCGUCCGAUUGA